UUUGGUCCCAGUGGGACACUGUAAUGUGGUACAUUGGGUGAUAAAAAGUGGAGGGCUUGGCGAGGCCCUGGAAAGUUAAAAAGUUCGGCACACAUUGCAUUGCGUAUAAUUGGACGUGACUCGCAACAACGGCCAGUUCUUUUAAAGAACUGUCAACAGCGCAGAAAUAAAAUGAGAGAUCUGCAUAAGUUAUGACCAAAAAUGUAGGCAAUGAAUAUCAUUCCGUUGCCAAAGCUCGGUGGUGAACUGCUCUGUCAGUGAUUACUUCAGUGCAAAGUAAACACGUGUCUUAUCUUUUAUUUUGGUUUGAACUGGUCGCAUUUGAUGAUCGAAUCACAAAAGAAGCAAAAGGGAGAACGAGGACGAAACUUCAGAUGAACAGCAAUUCACUGAAGAACGGAGAGGUGUUGUCGAUGGCAGCUCACGAGAGCCGUGAAUCUCGGCCCCGUACCAGCUGGAAUGGAGAGGCCCUCACACACACAUCAGCCGAGAUGGAUCGGUUACAGCUGUUUCGUGAUGAACAUCGACCGCCCACCUCCAGUCCCGGAAGUGUGGGCAGUGUGCCAAAAUGGUUCGACUCUAUGCUGAAAUGUGAUAGGGGCUCCCGCUCCUCCUCUCAGGAGAGGAUGGCUCCGCGGACUGCCGAGCCAGCAACUCGCGUCUUUGACCUUGACCUGGCCGGAGCGACGCGCCUGCGGACAACGUCAGGCCUGAGGGCGCGUCACCUCUCUGAAGAGGUCGACCUGGACCUGGCCGCCGGCAGUCGUCGAGGAUCGCGCGACCAGGAGCUGGUGGAGGUGGAGCGACCACGGAGGGAGGGAUCGGCGCGGUACGGUCGGAGGGCAGCCGGCACACCCAAAACGCCCGACAGCUCCCGCAACACGGGCACCGCUUCGUCAGACUCGUCCAGCGGCCGUCUGAGCUCGCCAAAGGCGAUCCCGGAGGACUGGCUAGACACGAUGCCCGGGCAUUCAGUGUUGUCACCCAUACCGUCUAGCCGUGGCGACCUGAGCUCCCCGUCAGCCGGGACGACUGGACCACACUUCUGGGAGGCCGCUGCGCCAGGUUUGCCGACCGUGGUGCACAACCCUGCCUCACUGGAGGAGUCAUGGAGCCACCUACAGAUGUUUAACCGGCAGCAGCGAGGUCGGAUCAGCAGUCUCCAGACCGACUCCGAGCUCUACCAGUUGGGCAGGGAGAGGUUCGCUGGCGCCAAGCUGGCCCUGCUUCCGCAGGUCGACGAGGGCGCCGAGUCGUCCUGCGAGGAGGAGGACUUCUUCAUCCCGGAGCUACCGCGAGGCAAGAACCUGACCAUCAACAUCAGGAGCACCUGGGGCGACCGGCACUACGUGGGCCUCAACGGCAUCGAGAUGUUCUCCGCCUCCGGCGAGCCCAUCAAGGUGGACAAGAUAUCGGCCGACCCUGCCGACAUCAACGUUCUUGACGAGUACAGCGGCGACCCGCGUGUAGUCUCCAACCUCACGGAUGGGGUGUACCGCACGCGCGACGACAUGCAUCUGUGGUUGGCGCCCUUCACUCCAGGCGGCGACCACCUGGUCAACGUGCGCUUCGCCCACACCUCCCAGCUGGCCAUGCUCAGGAUAUGGAACUACAACAAGUCGCGGUGCCACUCGUUCCGUGGAGCCCGUCACGUGGACGUAACGCUGGAUGGAAAGACAAUCUUCAGUGGCGAGAUCGCGCGCGCCUGCGGGGGCAUCCUCGGGGGCACCGAGGCCUUCGGAGACACGAUUCUCUUCACCACCGACGACGAGAUUUUGGACAACAUCUCUCAGUUCGACGAGUCGUUCGGCAGCUACUGCGCUGAUCCAACGGCCACCAUCCACGCCGAGCUGCCCGUCGACCGGCCACGCACCGCCGACAUCGACGAGUCGGGCGGUCGUCCAUUCACCUCCGGCCACGCGCUGACGGAGACUCAGAGUCGCGUACCGCAACUCUCCUCGGCUGAGAUCGUCAACUUUGACUCGUCCGGCUCGGUACCGCGGGGUCAAAUCAUCCAGCUCACCUUCACAUCUUCGUGGGGAGAUCGCCAUCAGCUCGGUCUGACUGGCCUGGAAAUAAUCAAGGACAACCAAAAGGCCAUCCAACUGAAGGCCUCCCAGCUAACGGCAUCCACCGCCACCACCACGUUACCAAGACUGCUGGACGACGAGCGUCUGACCUCCGACCCGGAGCACAUGUGGCUGGUGCCCUGGAAGGAGGGUCAGUCAGUAACAGUCAUCGUACGGCUGGCGGCCGUCACUCCGAUCGCCGCCCUCCGAGUCUGGAACUACAACGCUUCGCAGGAGGACAGCUACAAGGGGGCCCGCAACUGCAUCGUCAGCGUGGACAACAAGCGGGUCUCUCCUGCUGAGGGGUUCGUGCUGCGCCGGGCGCCGGGCAACACCCACUACAACUUUAGCCAGGAGGUGGCGCUGACCAAAGCGCCGGCAGGCAGCGCUGCCAGGCGACACGAAAAGCCCAAAAAGGGGCGCACGCACGUGCGGAUCAGCGACAGCGUCUAUCAGGAUGAGUACGAGGCGCCGAUGAUGCCGCAGGGCUUCGUGUUCCAGUUCCACCUUCUAUCCACCUGGGGAGACCUGUACUACACCGGUCUGAACGGCAUCGAGCUGUACGACGCCGCCGGUCACAAGAUACCGCUCACCGAUAAAAACGUGGCCGCCUUUCCGGACAGUGUGAACGUGCUCGACAACGUGACCGGAGACGUGCGCACGCCCGACAAACUGGUGGACGGUGUGAACAGCACUCUAGACGGCCGGCACAUGUGGCUGGCACCCAUCCUGCCCGACAUGAUCAACAGGAUUUACAUCAUAUUCGACGAGAUACAGACGGUGUCCAUGAUCAAAAUAUGGAACUACGCUAAAACGCCAGCGAGGGGUGUGAAGGAAUUUGGUCUGCUGGUCGAUGACCUGCUGGUCUAUAACGGUCAGCUGGGUCAGAUUGCCGGGGGCCCCGCGCGCCUGGUCGGCCAGCCUGUGCCCUACCAUACCGUGCUCUUUACCUCGGAUCGCGAGCUGAUACAGAGGGAACGCAACACGGUUAUUCGCCCGAUGAGUGCUGGCGAGAAUGAGGUGCGGAUGCUCAACAACAACCGCGGUACGUCAUCAGCAAUGACGGCUCAGAUCGGCUCCAGUGUCGACCAGAUGCGGCGUCCGUUCACCCAGCAGACGCCGGCUGCGGCGCUCGGCGGACACCGGAGAAUGCCACUGAAAACGUAACUCGCCGCCGCGCCGAUAGGUGGCGGUGAUAGGCGGGAUAGGUGGCGCACUGGAGACCGCCCGGGUAGGGUUGGCGCGCACAUUUGUAUCGGCCCCCUAGCUCACCUGGGUAUCGGUCGAAUACGGACACACUGGACGCCAGGCUGGUUGUCGUGGACGCGAAUGGUGGCACACAUGUCAGCGCGAAGCAGUGUCUCAACCGGGCUCUACUGGCUUCCCGGUCUCUUUCAGCCAGUUCCAUUUCUGACUCGUCUCAUUAAGGCGUACUACACCAUCCCAGUUCAGGGCCCAUGAAAUAACCAGAAGCUCGGUAGGACCAGAACCCCAGCAUCGCGAGUGUGACGUAAUAAGCUAUGCGUCUAUUAGAUGUGAAAGGCAUCUAUUGAGGUAUCGUUAUCUAACCUACCUAUACCACUCACUUGGUAUCCGAUUGACAUCUCUUGUUAUGCCAAAUAGCGAUGAAAUUGUUUGUCUAUAAAUGGUAAAAGCUUAUGAAGCUAUGGGUCUGUCUAACAUUCUUUUGCCCCAAGAUAUAAGGUGGUCAUUGUUCAAUUUAGUUCAACUAGUAUCCCCGUUCAUAUACAAGUAGUUACUUAGUACGUGUUCGCUUGCAGUAUGAACGUCUCCCGAUAUUGCUGAAGUAGCACCUGAGAUGCUCUAUUCGCUUGCUAAACAGAGACCUUUGAGAUUUAUCUUCAUUCGGUCACUGGCUGAUCUAGAACCGGCGGAAGGAGGCAUACGGCGGUAGAAGACAUACCCUCAUUGAAGUUUCUCAAAAAGCCCCCAACUCCCGCGAUUUCGAUUCCUUAUGCACGGUUUUCGGCAGUUUAAAGUUUACUUUGCUUGUGCAAGUUGAUAGGUUUUCCUUCUAUUCAAGAAAAAAGAAAACGGUAAAACUUCUAUCGAUGUCAAGCGUAACGGGUCGAAGGGAGAAUUUGUCCCGGAUUUUCUCUGAAUCUGCCAGUGCAUUCGGCGACUGUCGCUGUUUCACGUUCAAUUGCCAAAUACAGCUCAAAAUCUCGUGGCUUAGUAUUGAGUUAUGCUAUUAAAAUCGUUGAAGAAUGCCACUGUGCUUGUAACCUAUGUUGUAUUACAUCAUUUUAGUCUGUCAGUUGCAUAAAAUAACAUGCUAGGUUAUGUCGCUUACUGCUUAGAAUCAGCUAGUAUCUAACGUGUCAUUUUUGUUACUUGGCAGCUGCAGUAGGUAUUCAUGAAUUAACAAGGCAGAUUUACCAUAAUACUGAAAAAAAAACUAAAUGCUGUGGUACCUGACCGCACAUUUAAUGGCAUUAUGAAUCGCUGCGUCGUUCAACUCGUUGGGUGCAACCAUUCAAUAGCGACAACUGUGGCGAAGGACACAUUUCGUCCAUGGUUGUAUGUCACUUGGUGGAAUACUACUCGAUAAAAUGUGCCAUGUGAUGAUGCCCAGACAUAUCCGGCUCUGUGAGAUCGCUUGUUGGUGACCAAGUAGCACUGAGCUGUAUGUGCUCGGGGUUCGACACAUUUUCCGAACCGCAUUGCAUGCAUUGCGUUGCCUGUUGUGAUUCGCGUGCAGCGCGGAUUGCUCUGAUCUGUGUGCAACUGUCAGGAUGGUGGGGUUGCGUUGUUAAUUGUGAGUUCUGUCGCAAACACCACGGGAGAUCUAUCGUCUAUCCUGGGCAUUGCGAGAGGCAGCAUCAAUCGCGAACACGGCAGUGUUCACUAUUCACUGUUCAGUACACGGCGAGCUAGUUCGAGUGCUAAUGUGAAACGCACCGAAACGGCACCUGUACUCGCAGGUUGUUUGGCGCUGUCGGGGUGCCGUCAAAGGCAGCGUCCUCAGUAAUUGACUGCUGGUGGCUCGCUUCGAACAGCCGAUAUCUUUAGUUUGUGAACAAUUGUGUUAAGAAAUAAACGAAUGCAAAUGUA
Messenger RNA from Amphibalanus amphitrite, 5144 nucleotides. RefSeq names its product katanin-interacting protein-like. NCBI's taxonomy places the organism in Eukaryota, Metazoa, Arthropoda, Thecostraca, Balanomorpha, Balanidae. The record is from RefSeq and is a predicted model, not a curated record. The coding region runs from base 375 to 3236 and encodes 953 amino acids. The transcript is spliced from 20 exons.